AUGUCAAUUGCAUUAUUUUUCUUGCUUGCUGUUGCUGCCACUGUGGCGCUAGGCCAGGGAACACGGGUUGGAUUCUAUUCAAGGUCGUGUCCUCGGGCUGAAUCCAUCGUGCAAUCUGCAGUGAAUACUCGGUUUAAUUCAAAUCCCACAGUUGCUGCCGGUUUGCUCAGAAUGCACUUUCAUGACUGUUUCGUACAAGGUUGUGAUGGCUCUAUACUUAUUAAUGGUGACGACGCUGAGAAAAUGGCCGGACCAAAUCGUUUGUUGAGAGGAUAUGAAGUUAUUGAUGAUGCUAAGACUCAACUUGAGGCUGCAUGCCCUGGUGUUGUCUCUUGUGCUGACAUUCUUGCUCUUGCGGCUCGCGAUGCAGUUGUACUGACUGGUGGACCAGGAUGGGCUGUGCCUACCGGACGGAGAGAUGGGCGGGUUUCUUUAGCAUCCGAUGCUUCGAAUCUUCCUGGCUUUAAUGAUUCCGUCAAGGUUCAAAAACAGAAGUUUGCAGCAAAAGGUCUCAAUACUCAAGAUCUUGUUACCCUCGUCGGGGGACACACCAUUGGCACCUCAGCUUGCCAGUUCUUCAGAUACAGAUUAUACAACUUCAAUUCAACUACUGGUGCUGACCCUUCCAUCGACUACACAUUUCUUCCUCAACUUCGGUCCCUUUGUCCUGAAAACGGCGACACUUCCACAAGGGUAGGGCUCGAUAACGGAAGUGAAAACCAGUUCGAUAACUGUUUUUUCGCCAACCUGAGGAAUGGCCGUGGAAUUCUUGAAUCAGAUCAGAAGUUAUGGACUGAUGGUUCAACAAAAACAUUUGUGCAACGUUUCUUGGGAAUUAGAGGUCUGCUUGGAUUGACAUUUAGUGCCGAAUUCGGAAAGUCCAUGGUUAAAAUGAGUAAUAUUGAGGUUAAGACGGGGACUAAUGGUGAAAUUCGAAAAGUUUGUUCUGCCAUUAAUUGA
Messenger RNA from Fraxinus pennsylvanica, 960 nucleotides. NCBI's taxonomy places the organism in Eukaryota, Viridiplantae, Streptophyta, Magnoliopsida, Lamiales, Oleaceae. The record is from the annotation of a GenBank genome assembly.